GCUCCUGAACUCGAAAAGUAUGAUGUAAUAGUUGCAGUAAGUGGUGAUGGAAUCAUCUUUGAAAUAAUCAAUGGACUUCUAUCCCGAAAAGACGCGAAAGAUAUUAAAAUUCCAAUUGGAGUUAUUCCUGCAGGAACUGGAAACGCGUUAAACAUCUGUUUGCACGGUGAAGCCACCGGUACCAACGUGCAGCACUCGGCACUCACCGUAAUCAAAGGUGUACCUAUGGAUAUCGAUGUUUGUUCCGUAACUCAAGGAAACGAUAGCUUCUUUUCUUUUCUAUCGCAAACAUAUGGUAUGAUUGCAGAUUGCGAUAUAGAAACAGAAAACAUGAGAUGGCUUGGCGACGCUCGUUUCGCAAUUGGCAUAUUCCGAUCCUUAUUGGAAAACCGUCGAUAUGGUUGCGAGAUAGCGGUGAAGUUUUCCGAAAAAAACAAAGACGUAAUCAAAGAAUCAUAUAAGAAAGCAUACGCGGAACAAAAUAUCGGGAAUAAUGUGACCAAUAAUAGAGAAAUAGUUAGAAAGUACGGGACAGUGAAUGAUCCAAUCCCAGAAGAUUGGGAAAUCCUGACUCAUGAUGACUUAGCCGUUUUCUUCAGUGGCAAGGUUCCGUGGGUUAGUAAAGGGAAUAUACCGUUCCCCUGCGCGUUACCCAGGGAUGGGAUGUUAGAUUUAAUGCUCAUAAAACGGGAGGGCGUAUCAAAUUUGAAAAUUUUAUCCGCAUUUCUAAAAAUAGAACGUGGCACCCAUUUUAACAUGGAUGAGAUUAAUUAUUAUAAAGUUGAAGCCUUCCGUUUAACACCUAAAAAUCGCGAAACGGGAUAUAUUAGCAUCGAUGGUGAAAAGGUACCAUUUGAACCUUUCCAAGUAGAAGUUCAUCAAAAUCUAAUAAGCAUACUUAGUGUCAAUGGAAAGUAUCAAUACGUUGAUGUCUAA
Molecule: messenger RNA, 936 nt
Organism: Acaulospora morrowiae
Lineage: Eukaryota; Fungi; Glomeromycota; Glomeromycetes; Diversisporales; Acaulosporaceae
Source: the annotation of a GenBank genome assembly